AUGCAUACUGAAACAAAUGGUAACAUAGAUCAUACAUGGAAUGAAGUAAUGAAAGACACACCCAAAGGAGAUAUGAUUACUAAUGAUACAAAUGAAAGUCUCUUAGCAAUCCAAAAAAUAGCACACAAGGAGGUAGGAGAAAACUCUGAAAUGGAUAUAUCUGGAUCAGAUAAAUUAACAUCAAAUAUUGUCCACAGCUCCAUUAACAAUAUUCAAGUCGAUGAUAAUGAGAUCCAAGUUCAGAAUAGCCAAAAGUUUCCACCAGAGAGUUUUAUACCUGAAAAUCAGUCAUCUCCGCACGUACGAACUCCAAGAUUAAAUAAACUACGGAACUUCUUCAAAGAUAAUAGAAGCCCUACUAAAAGGAAUAGUCCCACUAAAGCAAAGGAAAAGAAAAAGAAAAUUUCAAUUCAAAUAAAUAAUACUCCUUCAACCAGUGAACUUAUAUCUAAUGUGAGUAGUGAAAACAAUUUAGAUACCCAAAAUGUCCCAACAGAACUAGGCAAACAAGUUUCUCAGUUCCAUAGUGACGACAAAACUGAUAUAGGAAACAUUUUGGACGAUUUUGAUAACUCACCUCCAGAUACACCAGAAUCACAGAGAGUGCUUCCUGAGUCGAAUUUGAAAGAAAUUAAAGACCUUAUUGCGUCAAACGUUAAUGGACUAGAAACCAAAUCUUUAGCAUCUAUAGAGACUCAACAAUUAAGCGAUAAUAUCAAUGAAAAUUUGGACAUUACUACCCAACCUAUUGAAUCUAUAGGGACAUUAGAUACUUCGAAUAAAGUGUUACGAAGAAAUAGUGGAGGGGAGACUUUUACAAGGGUUAGUAUGCAUCGAAAUCAGCAGAUGAAUUUCAAAAUAACUCAAGACAAUCAAGAAGUUACGCAGGAUACGAGAUCACUAGAGAGUAUUGCAAACAAUAACCUUAGUAUGCUACUUGAGGAUGUAACAAAUGAUGACGCGAAUAUUUCAAACCAUUGGCAAUUCAAAAAGGACUCGAAUGGCGAAGAAUUAGAAACUUAUGACCAAACAACACAAUUAAUAAAUGCACAAACUCAGAAAGUCACCAAUAACAACAAUACGACAAUAUCAGAUAGUUAUUCUAACCCAAAACACGAACCAUUAAUGUCUACACAAGCUGAUGUUAUGAGCGCAUCAAAAGAUAUGGCUUUAAUAAAUACUACCUUAGCCUCUAAAUUCCAAGAUACAUCCAAUAUAUCCACAUCCUCUGUAGAAAUCAAUAAUAGGACGACAGACUUUCACAGUGAUUUAUCAAAAACAGAAUUACACUCGAAUGCUGUAAUAUCUAACGGUAUGAUUGACUCUCCAUCAAACCCUGGCAAUAAUUCAGAUGUUAUUAACAGAUCAAAUCUUGAACAGAUUCCUGAACUUUCAGAAAACAGUUCACCCACCAAGAUAAACCAAGAAAUAAACGGUGUUGAACCUUUAGAAAAGUCGUUAUCUUUCAUAGGUUCACCUAAAUUGGAAUCUGACUCUAGGGAAAAAAGAUAUUUGAAGGUUUCUUGUGAAAGGGAUUCGUCACCACUAAUCGAGAGACCGGCUGUAGCUCAGAGUCUUGAUUCUGAUAGGAGCAACGUUAUUAUGAGUGACGUUGAAAUAACUCAAGAAUUACCAGAGGUUCCAGAAAUAUCAGACCACGAUUUGGAUGAUUCCCAAAGUAUUGUAAUUGGAAGGAAGAAAACCAAAAUAUUUAUUCCAUCUUUACAAUUGAGCGAAGAAAAUGAACAUUCUCAAGAACAAUUAGCCAAACGAGAGAAUUCUAAGAGAGAAUAUCCUAAUGUGAAGAGAGACUCUGAUGAUAGACUACUUACAAAAGAGGACAUUGUCUUUGAAAAUGCUGUCUGGUGUCAAUAUGUAAAUUUCCAUUAUUACCCUGGGGUAAUCCAGAACAAAGAUUCUGCCACAAAUAAAUAUGAUAUUAUAUUUGACAGCGAUCGUUAUAGCGCAGAUCAAGAACAAAUUUAUUAUCUCGAUGUUAUAGUCGGAGAUGUUGUAAGAUAUAAAACCCACAGAUACACAAUUGAAGCACUAGAGUGCCAGAAACCUGACCCUUCAAUCAUUAGAUGUAUUCGUGGUUAUGAUACGGUGUACCUUAAGAAAAAGGAUGGUCCAUCACAUUCCAGUGAGCCUAUAAUUAUCCCUAUGUCAUGGAUCCAACUCGAUUUGGAUGACUGGACUACAAGGAAAAGAAUGCUACUAGUACCUGUUCCGAAAGGAGGCCAACCUACCAUUGUACCUAAAACUGCAAAAAAUAAGAAACGUACUACCAGGGUCGGAAAUAAAGGAUCACCUAGAAAGAGAAAAAGGGUAAAUUAUAAAGAGGAGUCCGAUGACGAAAUUAAAAUGACUGACCAAAACUCUGAAAAUGUCAACUUCAAUGAGAGUUUUGACUAUAUAACAGACGAAGAAGGGAUAGAAACGGUAAUUGGUGAUGAAGUACAUUCAUUAGUAAAAAUGACCGAUAGUACAACAUCUGAAAUAAUGACAAAAUCUUCAAUUUUCGACAGUAUAAUACACACGAAAGCCAUCGAUCCUGCCCAAAAAAUAAAAGGUAACACAAAUAUUAUCAUGAAGAAUAGCACUAACGACGUUUCCAAAAUAUUUGAAGGGUCACUCUUUGUUUUUACUGGCUUCAGAGAGGUAGGCUAUGAAUUAAAAGACACGAUUAUUAGAUAUGGGGGUGAUGUAAUUGAUACAGGGUUUUCUGAUCUUUUUUUGUUCUCAACCAAAAAGAAACGAAGUAACAUUCAAGAAUUCAGCUUAGAAAUGAAGUGGAAAAAUAAUAAUACAGACCUUCCAAAUUAUCGAUUUGCAUGUGUUAUAGCUGAUAGGUACCUUAGAAGUUCAAAAUAUCUGGAAACGUUAGCUCUCAGAUGGCCAACUUUGCAACGUAAAUUUAUCGAUGAAUGUAUUUUUGCAAACAAGAUUGAUGACAAUAUAGUACAUCGCUAUCUACUACCUUCUGGGGAGAGUUCAAGACUAGAUGAUAUACCUCUCUCUUCAUUCAUAAAAUCAAGUAACAUUUUCCAAUUUCUAACAAAAUAUCUGAAAGGUGAAACAUUAGAUCAACAAUGCGAGCUUUCAGGUAAACUAAUGAGUGAGUUUGUGGUCAUUAUCUGUAAGGAUUCUAAUUUGACAGAUUUUGCAAAAUUUGUAUUUGCAUGUUUUGGGGUGAAAAAAUUAUUCCAAAUUCCGAAUACAGGUUGUUUAAAGUCUACUAAUGAAAGUUUUAAUGAAAUACACUCAAUUGUGAAAGGUAUUGAGAAGGAAAGCCUAAAGAUACUCUUUUACCUUAACAACAGCCAAGACGAAAUUCGAACGUCAAAAUCUAUAAAUGACAUUCAACACGAUAUAGAUACCGGAUUUUCUGAUAUUAGAGAAUGUUACGUCAAAGAUCGGGAAUGGCUCAUUCAAACAAUUAUAAAUGAAGAUACAGGACUAUCUUAA
This is a messenger RNA of Maudiozyma barnettii, 3468 nucleotides long. RefSeq names its product chromatin-binding protein RAD9 (gene RAD9). The transcript has a single exon. NCBI's taxonomy places the organism in Eukaryota, Fungi, Ascomycota, Saccharomycetes, Saccharomycetales, Saccharomycetaceae. The record is from RefSeq and is a predicted model, not a curated record. The coding region runs from base 1 to 3468 and encodes 1155 amino acids.